Messenger RNA from Athene cunicularia (burrowing owl), 1221 nucleotides. RefSeq names its product FERM domain containing 6 (gene FRMD6). Lineage: Eukaryota; Metazoa; Chordata; Aves; Strigiformes; Strigidae. The transcript is spliced from 9 exons. Gene Ontology annotation, cellular component: cytoskeleton; cytoplasmic side of apical plasma membrane. The record is from RefSeq and is a predicted model, not a curated record. Bases 85 to 1155 code for a protein of 356 amino acids. Gene Ontology annotation, biological process: positive regulation of hippo signaling.
GGAUGGCGCCCGCGGGGACCGAGGCCGCCCCGGCCCGCCGGUGAGGUGCCCGCCGCCUGCCCCGAGCCCUGAGCCCGGACCACGAUGAACAAACUGACCUUCCACAACAACAGAGUCAUGCAGGACCGCCGCAGCGUUUGCAUUUUCCUCCCCAACGACGACUCCCUCAACAUCAUCAUCAACGUGAAGAUUUUGUGCCACGAGUUACUGGUGCAGGUGUGUGACCUCCUGAGGCUGAAGGACUGUCACCUCUUUGGGCUCAGCGUCAUCCAGAACAAUGAGCACGUGUACAUGGACCUGGCCCAGAAACUCUACAAGUAUUGCCCCAAGGAGUGGAAGAAGGAGGCCAGCAAGGUCAGCGGUGAGGUCUUGCAUGGAGAGCUGACGGCAGUAAGGCCACCUCUGUCCCCGUCGCAGGGGAUCGACCAGUUUGGCCCCCCGAUGAUCAUCCACUUCCGAGUGCAGUACUACGUGGAGAACGGCAGGCUGAUCAGCGACCGGACAGCACGUUACUACUACUACUGGCACCUGCGGAAGCAAGUGCUGCACUCGCAGUGUGUCCUGCGCGAGGAGGCUUAUUUCCUCCUCACCGCCUUCGCCCUCCAAGCUGACCUGGGCGACUUCAAGCGUAACAAGCACUAUGGGAAGUACUUUGAGCCCGAAGCCUAUUUCCCCGCCUGGGUGGUUGCAAAGCGGGGCAAAGACUACAUCCUGAAGCACGUCCCAAAUAUGCACAAAGAUCAGUUUGCCCUGACAGCCUCCGAAGCCCACCUCAAGUACAUCAAGGAGGCCGUCCGGCUGGACGACGUGGCUGUGCACUACUACAGGUUGUACAAGGACAAAAGGGAGGUGGAGGCCUCCCUGACGCUGGGACUGACGACACGGGGCAUCCAAAUCUUCCAGAACUUGGAUGAAGAAAAACAGCUGCUCUACGACUUCCCCUGGACAAAUGUGGGCAAACUGGUGUUUGUGGGUAAGAAGUUUGAGAUCCUGCCGGAUGGGCUGCCCUCGGCCAGGAAGCUCAUCUACUACACGGGCUGCCCGCUGCGCUCCCGUCACCUCCUGCAGCUGCUCAGCAGCAGCCACCGGCUCUACAUGAACCUGCAGCCCGUCCUGCGCCAGGUCCGCAAGCUGGAGGAGAAUGAGGGUAGGUGACACCCCCCUGCCCCGCCCUGGGCUGCAAAUCCCACCCGAGCCCGGCUCCCACGCCCCUUUUCUGCC